Molecule: messenger RNA, 3574 nt
Organism: Lontra canadensis (Northern American river otter)
Lineage: Eukaryota; Metazoa; Chordata; Mammalia; Carnivora; Mustelidae
Gene: CRK
Product: CRK proto-oncogene, adaptor protein
Exons: 3
Coding region: 135-1049 (304 amino acids)
Molecular function (GO): protein binding
Source: RefSeq, a predicted model, not a curated record
GGCCCGCGGCCGCCGCCGCCAUUUCGGACACUGCUGUGAGGCUGAGACCGGAGCCGGUCCGCUGGGCGGCGGGCGCCGGGGCAGGAGGGGCGCGCGUGGCGGCGGCGGCCCAGCGUGUAGGCGCGGAGUCGGCCAUGGCGGGCAACUUUGACUCGGAGGAGAGGAGUAGCUGGUACUGGGGGCGUUUGAGCCGGCAGGAGGCGGUGGCGCUGUUGCAGGGCCAGCGGCACGGGGUGUUUCUGGUGCGGGACUCGAGCACCAGCCCCGGGGACUAUGUGCUCAGCGUCUCCGAGAACUCGCGCGUCUCCCACUACAUCAUCAACAGCAGCGGCCCGCGCCCGUCUGUGCCACCGUCGCCCGCCCAGCCUCCGCCCGGGGUGAGCCCCUCCAGACUCCGAAUAGGAGAUCAAGAGUUUGAUUCAUUGCCUGCUUUACUGGAAUUCUACAAAAUACAUUAUUUGGACACUACAACAUUGAUAGAACCAGUUUCCAGAUCCAGGCAGGGUAGUGGAGUGAUUCUCAGGCAGGAGGAGGCAGAGUAUGUGCGAGCCCUCUUUGACUUUAAUGGGAAUGAUGAAGAAGAUCUUCCCUUUAAGAAAGGAGACAUCCUGAGAAUCCGGGAUAAGCCUGAAGAGCAGUGGUGGAAUGCAGAGGACAGCGAAGGCAAGAGGGGGAUGAUUCCAGUCCCUUACGUCGAGAAGUAUAGACCUGCCUCCGCCUCAGUAUCGGCCCUGAUUGGAGGUAACCAGGAGGGUUCCCACCCACAGCCACUGGGUGGGCCGGAGCCUGGGCCCUAUGCCCAACCCAGCGUCAACACUCCGCUCCCUAACCUCCAGAAUGGGCCCAUUUAUGCCAGGGUAAUCCAGAAGCGAGUCCCUAAUGCCUACGACAAGACAGCCUUGGCUUUGGAGGUCGGUGAGCUGGUAAAGGUUACGAAGAUUAAUGUGAGUGGUCAGUGGGAAGGGGAGUGUAAUGGCAAACGAGGUCACUUCCCAUUCACACAUGUCCGUCUGCUGGAUCAACAGAAUCCUGAUGAGGACUUCAGCUGAGUAUAGCUCAACUAACAGUUUUGCUGACAGAUGGGAACAAUCUUUUUUUUUUUUUUUUUCCGAUUGUCAUCUAUAUAAUUUUCUUACAGAUGUCAAAGCAGUCUAGUUUAUAUAAGCAUUCUGUUACCUGUGAUCUUUUUUAGACUGAACUACAUCUCUAGUCUCAUUUACCAUUUCAGGGUACGAAACUGGAGGGCUCAUGUGUUAACUUCUGAAUUGGCAAUUUUAGGUGGUAGCAGCCAUGCCUGAGUGUAUCAGAAGGGAUGGAUAUUUUGCCUCCUUUUCCUCAGGUAGUGCAAAUCAGCCUGUGGAAAACUGAUGGACAGGAGAGGAAUAUUGCACGCUGCUUACCCUGACUUAUUCAGUGGUUUUGUUUUCAUUUUGAAAUGAUGCUAUCAAAUGGCAAUAGACUGUUCCCUUCUACCCCCAUGAAGUAAUCUUGCACCAGGUGAAUAGUAAGUACCCAGUGCGAUUGCUUUUUCAUUUAUUGAACAUGACCACUGUAUGACUCAUUCUGACAGUUCAAAUCCUGAGAUUUCUGAGGACACUACUAGAGGCAUUUGUCUUCCUUUCUAGUCAAUGCUUCGUACUUUUUUUGGGGAUUCUUUAAAUCCUUGUCAUUCUUUUCCCCCAAACCUACCAAAAGGUUCAUUCUCAAGAAAAGUGUUUCUUUACCUUCUGGAUGACAAGCAGAUGUGCAGGGCACUUUAUUCAGUGCAUAGCUUUAAGCCAGUAUUGGAUUCACUGAGUGGACACCCAAACUCCCAGCUUUCCGCCUUCCUUCAAGGGGUCAUAGUAGGUUCACACUGCUACCACAACUAAACAGACUCCUGGCUAAUGGGAUCCAGCAGGGCCAUUUCUCCCGAGUGCCGGUAUCCUGUUAGAGGACUCUGAAAUUCUUAGCUUCUACUUGCUUGGAGUGGAAGGACCAAUCACUUAGACUAUUCCAUAGAUGGUUGUAGGGCCAAAUUCUGCCCUUUGCUUUAUAUACAACUUGUAUAAAAUAAAAGUCAAUUUAAAAUUACAUGAGUUUGGAGUAGGGUUAGUGCUUUGAAAAACAUUUGAACCAAUCAUGAAUUACUUACGUAUUAUUCAUUUUACAUGGCCAGAAUAGUGCUUGAAGUGCAUUUCAUUAUCAACUGCCUUCAUUUUUGGCUCUUUUUCAUUGUGUUCCAGUUCAGUUUACAAAUCCUUUUUUAAGUAUGGAAUGGUGUAUGUGGGGUCAGGUGCUCCCAAGAACAGACUUCUGAGACCAGAAAUGAUCUAGGCUAUUUAGACUACAGUGUGAAACCUUCAGAGUUAGUUCCCAGUCUAGGAAGGCAUUCACUGGUCUCUGGUGUGAUAUGACCCAUGGAAACACCUUCUGUUUUGCUUUGGGCCUCAUUUUAGAAAAGUAAUGUAUCUUUCUAAUUGUUUUUACAUAGGUUAAUGAUUAAUAUGCAUUCUUUGAACAUACACCAAAUCAUGGUAUCCCAGUGACCAGCACGAUGCUUGGCAUAGUCGGUGUGCAGGUGUUUGUAUGAGUGAAUGAGGGGUAUGCAGAAGCUCUUUAUAUGGCACAGGGAAGCCAGCUGACACAGGAUUACAUACCACAAGCAAACUAAUGAGUUGACGCUAAUUUAAUGUAUUUUUACCUCACACUAAGGUAAUGCUUGAUAAAGACAUUAAUAUUCAACUUUUAAAAGUUAGCACAGUGCAAUGCACAUAGUGGGUGCUCAAUAAUAUUAAAUGAAAAGAUUUGCAAUACUAGACUUAAUUCUCUCUGACUACUCUUAAAUUUUCAAAUAGGGCAUAGAUACUGUAAAAUCCAAAUCCAAAUACACAUUAAAAAUCUCGUUUUCCUGAAAGUAUGACAUCUAAAGUACUUGUAGAAAAAUGUCAUCAUAAACAGAUUUGAAUGUUUGUAUUUUCUUUUGCCUUUGACUUUGAUAUUGGCUUGUAAUGUCUCUUUUUAUCAUAUGUAAUAUUAGUGGAACUUCAACUCUACCCAAAUCAUAAGAAUUUUUCAAUGAUCAGUUGUCCGAAGCCAUUAUAUGAACUAUUGGGUUGGAUUUGGCUGGGUGUAGCCGUUGUUGGACCUUAAUAAGAUCAAAGGACUUCUAAUAAGUAUCUUCCAAAAGCAAAUGCUGGAAUCCUAUUCAAGUGCAUAUGUACAUUGUCACAGAGCAAAGUAAACUGUAAUUGGCUGCUAUAUUUUAUAUAAUUUCUGCAAAACCCCAGUUUUUGGAUACUAAUAUUUGACAUGGUUAAUUCUUAUUAAUUUGUUGGAAUUGUUUAUUGUUAAUAAUGCAAAUAGAUAAUUUUUAAUUAUCUUUAAGUAACAUUUCACUAUUAAUGGAAUGAAAUGGAUGGUAAGCAGACCAAUUUGAAAUAAAAUAUGAACAUGUGCCAUUGUAUUAUAACACUAUACACUUUCUUGACAGUUAAAUUUAAAAAAAAAAAGUUUUUUUGUAGCAUGUAUUGUAUAUGUUUAUAGUAUAUGUAGUAAAUAAAAAUAUGGCCAAAUGUUUGGCUUGGUGAUCUUU